AAGGCGCGCAGGGAGGGAGGGAGGGGAGGGGGUGGCGGCCAUGGAUGACCAGGGCUGCCCGCGGUGCAAGACCACCAAGUACCGCAACCCCUCCUUGAAAUUGAUGGUCAACGUCUGCGGGCACACGCUAUGCGAGAGCUGUGUGGAACUGCUGUUUGUGAGAGGGGCUGGGAACUGCCAGGAGUGCGAUACCCCUCUGCGGAAGAGUAACUUCAGGGUACAGCUCUUUGAGGAUCCUGCUGUCGACAAGGAAGUGGAAAUUCGGAAGAAAGUGCUGAAAAUAUACAAUAAAAGAGAGGAUGACUUUCCCAGUCUAAGUGAAUAUAAUGAUUUCCUGGAAGAAAUAGAAGAAAUUGUAUUUAACUUGACCAACAACGUGGAUUUGGAGAACACCAAAAGGAAAAUGGAACUGUACCAGAAAGAUAACAAAGAAGUCAUUCAGAAAAAUAAGAUAAAACUGACGCGUGAGCAGGAAGAGCUGGAGGAAGCUUUAGAGGUAGAGCGACAAGAAAACGAACAAAGGCGACUCUUCAUACAGAAAGAAGAACAACUACAACAGAUGAUAAAAAGGAAGAAUAAGCAGGCACUCUUGGACGAUCUGGAGAGCUCCAGUCUUCCUGCUUCACUGCUUUUAGCUCAGCAUAAGGACAGAUCUACCCACCUAGAAAUGCAACUGGAAAAACCCAAACCUGUCAAACCAGUCACGUUUUCUACUGGCAUCAAAAUGGUAUCUCAAACACGUACGAGCUGCCUCUGUGCAGGAUAUCGCUGGAGGCUACACUUCUGCUCUUGCUUGUUACCGAGCCUUACAGGAUGCUUUCAGUGGUCUCUUCUGGCACCCCAGUUAGCCAGCGUGCAUCGGCCUGUGAUCAAGGGACACCGAGCGGAGCGAGAAGCGAAUCAAGCUGGCAAAGGUUGGGUAAAACUGCUGCCAUCUGUACAACAGCUAAGCUGCAGUCACUUUUCUGUGUAAAACCAGGUGUGUUUAAGUGUUGAAUAAAAAAAAAAAAAUCAACCAACCAAAAAAACCACAUCUGCACGAGAGCUUUGUAAAAUGGUAGAUACAUUUUUGUGGAGGGGGAAACUUGUUAGUCAUGUGGCACUUUGCUGAGGGAGGCUGAAGCAAUAAGCCACAUCUAAUGGAAGAUGUGAAUAACUCAGCUGUGUAUGUUUGAGGUUUAAAGAAAUACACUUGUAAAUUUUUUUUAAAUAAAGCCAGACUUUUUUAUUAAA
Molecule: messenger RNA, 1233 nt
Organism: Tyto alba (common barn owl)
Lineage: Eukaryota; Metazoa; Chordata; Aves; Strigiformes; Tytonidae
Gene: MNAT1
Product: MNAT1 component of CDK activating kinase
Exons: 7
Coding region: 41-973 (310 amino acids)
Biological process (GO): positive regulation of cyclin-dependent protein serine/threonine kinase activity; nucleotide-excision repair; regulation of transcription by RNA polymerase II
Cellular component (GO): transcription factor TFIIH holo complex
Molecular function (GO): cyclin-dependent protein serine/threonine kinase activator activity
Source: RefSeq, a predicted model, not a curated record